Salvelinus fontinalis (brook trout) is the source of this 5399-nucleotide messenger RNA. RefSeq names its product cadherin-5-like. Gene Ontology annotation, molecular function: calcium ion binding; cadherin binding. Gene Ontology annotation, biological process: calcium-dependent cell-cell adhesion; cell-cell junction assembly; multicellular organism development. Lineage: Eukaryota; Metazoa; Chordata; Actinopteri; Salmoniformes; Salmonidae. The transcript has 12 exons. Bases 715 to 3009 code for a protein of 764 amino acids. The record is from RefSeq and is a predicted model, not a curated record. Gene Ontology annotation, cellular component: plasma membrane; bicellular tight junction; catenin complex.
CCCUUCAGCUCUACAGGGUACAGCUCCAGUCCAAUUCCCCAAAUUACAGAUGAUGCUCAAGGGACAAGCGAGAGAGUACUGGAGAAAGCCCACUCAUCUCACUUACCGACUUAGACAAGAUCUCAGAGGCAGAUACGCCGCCGUAGCCCUGAAAAAUGCAAUACCACUAUGUGGGAAAUCUCAUGGGAUUAACGUCUAUAACCUGUUUAUCAUAAACUUUGUCCCAUAGGUAUGAAUAAUGAAUCUCUUUGCUUUCUCUCCUUCUUUUUGUGUUUUCAUCAAGAAGGCGAGAGCAGAAAUGUAAUGUUUCUCACACCGCUCUGCCCCUCCACGCGCCACAGUCUGCCUGCCUCUUAACAUGUGGCUGGUGCUCUCACCGCCUCCUCCAGUCACUUCAGCAGCGACGUGCGGCGCUGUGAUACACGCAUCGCAUGCCUCCCUCUCCCCCCUCAGCCCAGGCUCUGCUCUUCAGGCUGCAAUUAGGAGAGGAGAGGGACUAUAACAGGAAACGUGACCAGGGGAACUGGGCUGAUCUCUGUGGCCACUGGGCUGGCCUGGAAGUUCUUAGUCCUCUGAGAAGAGAAUCUGACAGGUCCACAGCCAACAGCUAACAUUACUAAUGCUCUUUCACCCAGGAUCUACCUGUGACUUAUACCUGCCUUAUACGAAUUGGACGAGCUAAAAAGCAGGAGUUCAGAAAAUAAUUAAUCUCUGAUGAUGAGACAGUCUGCAUGGAGGCAGAUGACAGCACCAGAGCUGUGGAUGGGUCUCUUUGCCUUGGCUCUGACCCUCAGUCUAACCAUGGCUGAACAUAUGGAUCAGAGGCCAGCACUCCAAACCAGCCCAGUUCUCCACAGGCACAAGAGAGAGUGGUUGUGGAACAACCUUUAUGUGGAGGAGGAAAGGCCAACCUACAUCCAAUACUAUCUUGGAAAGUUAAAGUCAACUAAGUCUGGUGACAGGACACACUAUGUCAUUGAAGGAGAAGGUGCCAACACAAUCUUCAAAGUGGAUGAAAAAGGAGACAUCUUUGUCACUGAACGAUUGGAUCGAGAGGUGAAAAGCAAAUACAAUCUAACGGCAAAGCUGCUUGAUGCCAGCAACAAGUUGCUGGAGAAAGAGGAAAAGUUUGUGAUCCUGGUUACUGACAUCAAUGACAACGAUCCAGUGUUUACUAAAUCGUUCAAUGCUUCUAUCAAAGAGAGAUCCAAAAGAGGAACUAAAGUGAUAGAAGUCACUGCCACUGAUGCAGAUGAUCCAACGACUGCAAAUGGAGAACUUGUUUACAAAUUAUUAGAGGGGGGAGAUUUCUUCAAUAUAGAAAGCACAACAGGGAUUAUCACUACCAAGUAUGAGAACCUGGACCGUGAGACCCAGAGUAGCUAUGUGGUUGUGGUUCAAGCCCAGGAUCUGAGAGGAAUUAAACAAGGGGGCACCGCCACCACCUCUGUCAGCAUCGCAGUCAGCGACAUCAAUGAUAACAUAGCCACAUUUACCAAAAGUUCCUAUGUAUUUAGUGUGAAAGAGGACAUGAAGCGGGGACAGAGAAUAGACACCAUGGUCCUGGAAGACAGAGAUGAGAUCCAGAAUAAAGACCCCAUCUUCACCAUAGCACCUUCAUCUGACAUUUUUGAAAUGGAGCGCAGUCAGAUCAAAGACGGCAACCUCAUGCUGAAACAGGGACUGGAUUAUGAAACCAAGAGCAGCUACACGUUCUUUGUGCAUGUGAGGGAGAACCACUUGCAGUCCCCUGCGGAUAAUAAGGACAAUCCAUUGAUCAAGGCCCAGGUGACCAUCCAGGUGCUAGAUGUUGAUGAGCAGCCAGAAUUCAGCAAGAGCAUCUACAACUUUAAUGUCAUAGAGGAAAUGAUGGUCAAUAAUAUUGGAGUCGUUUCAGCCAGAGAUCCUGAUCAAGCCAACAAGGCCAUACGGUAUUCCAUUGAGGACAAGGACAGUCCCAUUGGUAUCAACCCCAUAACUGGACAACUUUUCACAGUGAGGAAGCUGGAUCGGGAGCUUGUAGCCAAUCACAUGUUCCAGGUUAAAGCUAAGGAGGAACCAAAUGGACUGGAAUCUUUUGUGAACGUCAACAUACUGGUCAUUGAUAUCAAUGACAACAAACCAGAGCUGUCCAUUGAAGAGAUAUUCGUUUGUGAAAAUGAUAUGGCUGGCACGGUGAUUGGGACCCUAAGUGCCACAGACAAAGAUGAUAAUUUGCCCGCAUUCAGCUUCACGUUGGGGAAGCCGAACGCCAACUUUUCAGUCAUCAAUAACAACGACAACACGUCUAACAUAGUGCUGAAACAUGGAGGCUUCAGCAUGGAGGACUCCGGGGAUUAUGUAAUAGAAAUUGGGAUCAGCGAUGGAGGCAGGCCUCCCAUGAGCAGCAUCACCUCUCUGCCUAUCAAAGUGUGCAGGUGUGACAACAAGAGGAUCCACACCCAGUGCAAAGCAGCCCAACUCAAAAUGGGUGUCAGUGUCCACGCCCUUAUUGUUAUACUGGUGUGCAUCCUGACUAUUCUGGUCAUAGUGAUCCUGAUCGCUAUGAGAAAACGUCACCAGAAGGAUGCCCUGGUCACUCUGGGUAAGAGUGAGAUCCACGAGCAGCUAGUGACGUACGACGAGGAGGGCGGUGGGGAGAUGGACACCAACGGCUACGACGUGUCCAUCCUGAUCUCAGCUCAGAAUGACGGCAGCAUGAGGCAGGGCCCCAGCCUUUACGCCAUGGUGAAGAAACCACCAACCGCGUGCAAGGGAGACAUGGCCGUGAUGAUCGAGGUGAAGAAAGACGAGGCUGACCAUGACAGGGAUGAGAUCCCCUACGAUACCCUGCACAUCUAUGGCUACGAGGGGCCAGAGUCCCUGGCUGGUAGCCUCAGUUCCCUGGAUAGUUCCUCCACGGGCUCUAACCUUGACUAUGACUUCUUAAACGACUGGGGCCCUCGCUUCAGAACCCUGGCUGAGCUCUACGGGGUGGAUGGGUCUGAGGGAAGUGACUCCCCGUAUUGAGCACACUGAGCCUAAAGACCAGCAGGCAGGACGUCUCUCAGCUCUCUCAGCUCUUCCUUUGACUAAAAGCACAUCGGGAUUAACUUCUUCCACUAAUCCGUCCAAUCAUAGCACACUAUGAUAGGGUUCACUCAAGCGUGUGCCAAUUUUAAGUAAUUCUCUCUUCUUCUCGUUCUUUUUCCUCUUCUUCUACCUCCUGUUCCUCCUACUCUUACUUCUCCUUUCCCACUCUUUUCCCUUGUUAUUAUUAUUAUUAUAUUAUUAUUUUAAAGAAAUAGUGCUUUUAUUUCCUUUUCUUUAAUUUAUUUGUUUCUGUCACGUGAAUUUGACAACAAAGGGAAAUAGAUUUGGUGUAAAGAAAACCGUUAACAUUCCACAACUGUGCUUCAUUUAUUUGUUUUACAUUUAUUUGAGGUUUCAGAGGAGAUUAAGAAAUGUGUUCGAUUUUUUGUUCGAUUUCUUGUCCGAUUACUCACACAGAAAUCUGUAUACCUUAAUUUUGAUUGAUUGUGUUUUUUUAUGGUUGACUAAACCAACUGUAGCUAUGUAGAGAGGGUGGGUCAUUCAGUGAGUCACAGUGGCAGUUGUCUUUCAGACAGAAUUACCCUUCUCACCAAGAGCUACUAUUGUCCAGGGAGCCCGGCAGGAAACAAUGAUAACAGAAGCUCUGAAAUAAUUAAAGUCUAUUCCCAGUUUAUUUGACAGGACUCAUCAACACAUCAAUUGUUGUGGAUAAAGCCCAAGUCUCUGAGGUCCACUGUAACAAAAGUAUUACAACCAACUCAGGAAAUGUGAAGUAGCUCAAUAGUCCUUUGGAUGACCACAAAGUUAUCUGAAUAACUUUAACCUUUCAUCCUAGAGCUACUGCUUCAACAUCCCACUUCAAUAUUCUUCUUCAACAUACUGCUUCAACAUAUUGCUUCAACAUACUGCUUCAACAUACUGAUUCAAUAUUAUUCUUCAACAUACUGCUUCAACAUACUGCUUCAACAUACUGCUUCAAUAUUCUUCUUCAACAUAUUGCUUCAACAUACUGCUUCAACAUACUGCUUCAACAUAUUGCUUCAACAUACUGCUUCAACAUACUGCUUCAAUAUUCUACUUCAUCAUACAGCAUGUGCUUCUGCUCCAUUUGCUGAAACAGCUUAAAAUAAUGAGGGCAAUCUACACAAGAUCAAGUUUAUCAUUAUCGCUAUUGUCCUUCUUGACUGAAGACAUUGCAAAAAGAGAGCAAAGGUUUACCCCUGUUUUCAUUAUAUUCCAUUUGCUUUCGAAUGUGGACUGUUUGUUGUAUACUGAAGAUUUUCCUGCAUGGCACCACUUCUCAUAAACCAUGGAUACAAUAUGUGGAAGCCAUCUUACCACUUCCCUGUCUGGAUCAUAUACACGGAGAGCUGGACCCCCAUCCUUUUUCAAACACCAGAGUCCGCCCCUACACAUUACCCAAACAAAACACUGGAAUCAGCUUCCUGCACAUAUGUAUGUGAGGAAGCAAUUUUCCUGUCCUGUUAUCUUUUAAAGUAAACCAACACAUUGCAGCCCGUUUUCCUGUUUUCCUGCCUGGGAAAAACCUUUGGAUAGGGCAAAAUAGAUAGAGAACAAUGUAAGAGCCAUGAUGGCUUUAACAACAAUCAACAUUUAAUUUCUGUGUUGACCAUCUACCAAAGAUCAGUAUGGUGAAACCUCGGCAUACAAUAGAUGCCACUGGUAAACUGUGCUGUAAUGUUAUGUCUCUAGUACUCCAUUUCUAUAUAACAUACCUGAUCUACUUCGUUCCAUGCUAUUAAUGAUCAUUGUCUGCGCACAACUCUAUUCUAUUUCACAAGCUCUUACUGUUAGUGGUGCUUUUCUGUAAACCUUACGGCAAUAAGUAACUUGGCAAUACGGGAUCCAUGUUAUCGAGAUUGUGAGUACUGGAAAUAUAGUUGUCUACACUGUAUAUAGAAAUGUGCCUGAAUAUUGAUAUUGGUCUCACUUCCUUUUGCGUUUUUUCAAAAUUAUUUUACUUGACACUGGUCUUUGUCUGCUGAGUGUAAGCGUAAAAUAUGUUGUUAUUUUUUUUACACUUGUAGUGUAAUUGAUAUGUAAUUGUGCAUUGAUUGAUGCUAUAUGUAUGUGUGAGUCUACCUGUGUAAAUACACUUCAGUGGGUGUCAUUCAAAUGCAUUCCUUUUGUAUGCAGCUAGGUCAUUCUGUAGGAGAGCAAUAUGUGCCUUGGUUUAUGAUCAUUCUCUCGAUGGUGAACACAAUCUUUUCUAUGGUUUGUAUCGUGUAAAACAACAACUUUUUAUUUAGUACCAAUUUUGUAUGUGUAAAAUAAACGUAGCACUCAAAAGUCCAAAAAGUGAGCUUUAUUGUUUCAAAAAAAUGCAAGAAGGAAUAGAAUAAUAU